GAAACAAUUGAACUCCAAAAGACCUUCUUUUUCUCUCCUUCCCUCUUUCUUUCUCCCCAUAAAAAAACUCUGGAACAACAUACCUCUUUUCUUUCUUUCCAAAUCCCUUCUCUUCUUUUAAAAAUAAAACUCUGGAACAUAGUGCAAAAGUCAUUUUCAAAAGAAAUCCCAAACAUCCACUGAGAUUUUGAGAAACCUUUGAUUCCCCUGCAACGAUUCCCUUCUUUUAACCGAUUGAAGAUGGAAACCCUAGAAGACGAACAAUCGGAUGAUCGAUCGGCGCAGAAAGCCAAAAAUUCAUUCCCUGAGGAAAUAAUCGAAGAUAUCCUUUCCAGAAUCCCCGUGAAAUCCAUCCUCCGAUUCAAAUCUGUCUCUAAAUCAUGGCUGUCGCUCAUCUCCGGUCCAUCAUUCCACAAACUCCACUCCACCGUUGGCCCCCGUACCACCGCUUUAUUUUUUACUGCUCGCGAUUCAUCCACCAAAACACGAUACUUCUUCUCCGGUGCUAAUGACGGUGGAUCAGUCGCUAAUCUCAUGAAACUCGACUACACUGUCUUCGACGCAGCCAAUCUUCAUGCCGAACAUUUAAACGGGCUACUAUUUUUUACUUCCCGGGAUAGUUAUUGUGGUAAACUGUAUGUUUUUGUUUUUAACCCUACCACACACAAGUUUUUCAAACUCCCUGAUCCUCCUGUUCCCUUACGGAAUUACACUGAUGAAAACAAGUGUGAUUAUUACUUGUUUGGGUUCGAUGAACCAAGUAAUGAACACAAAGUUUUGUACAUUGAUGUUGAAUUAAUUAAACCUACUACAAUAGAGGUAAUGAUUUUUUCCAUCUCAAAUUACUCAUGGAGAAAGAUUGAGGUCGAUCUUCCUCUUGGUAUGAGUGCCCGGCGUUGUUUCUCUGGCACCGGAGGUAGUGUUUGUGUCAAUAGCGUCAUACAUCUUAAGCUUCGAAAUCCACUUGAAAUUUUGGCAUUCGAUUUAACAACAGAGACGUUUUACAUUGUUAACAAGCAUCCAGAGGCGGCGCCCGACACUGACACUGACACUGACACUAAUUUAACGUCCAUGUAUCCUUAUGCAAUGUUAGUAAAAAUCAAUGGCUUAUUAGGCUUAGCUUGUUGCGAUCCCUGGAACUGGGAGGAAUGGAACAAAGUGCACAUUUGGAUGUUGCAAGACUAUGAGAAACGAGUUUGGGUCAGAGAAACUGUUACGAUCCCUUCCAAGUCUCAGUUCCGUUAUGGGGCAUAUGGCCCUUACCCGUGUGAUUCUACUAAUAUGGACAAGAUUAUCUUUUCCCCAAGGGUGUUGUCUGAGAAUUUGAUCAGCGUAUCCAUCUAUAACAUGAAGACUAGAUGUUUUAAAUCAAUUGAACUCACUCUUGGUCAUCGAUUUCUAUCCCCAAAAUCGGUGUAUGUGGAGCAAAUCAAGUGUUAUGUUGAAAGCCUCAUUCCCUUACAGAACUAGCAUGCUUUCAUUUCUGCAAUUCAGAAUCAUAGCAGUUGGAGCUAAUGAGUGUCAUGUUGAAAGCAUCAUUCCUUUAAAAGAAAUAGGACUUGAUGAUCCAGCAGAAGUUCAGUUUGCACUUUGUUGGUGUAUUGCCGCUGCGUGUUUUUUAUAGAGUUUCUACUGCUUUUAAAUAGUUUUAUUAUGACUAAACAAAUUUAACUGUUUCUAAAAUGCUUAUGCUUUACAAAA
Molecule: messenger RNA, 1701 nt
Organism: Helianthus annuus (common sunflower)
Lineage: Eukaryota; Viridiplantae; Streptophyta; Magnoliopsida; Asterales; Asteraceae
Product: putative F-box protein At4g09190
Exons: 2
Coding region: 241-1470 (409 amino acids)
Molecular function (GO): protein binding
Source: RefSeq, a predicted model, not a curated record